Truncatella angustata is the source of this 1584-nucleotide messenger RNA. Its product is annotated as major facilitator superfamily domain-containing protein. NCBI's taxonomy places the organism in Eukaryota, Fungi, Ascomycota, Sordariomycetes, Amphisphaeriales, Sporocadaceae. Gene Ontology annotation, molecular function: transmembrane transporter activity. Gene Ontology annotation, biological process: transmembrane transport. The coding region runs from base 1 to 1584 and encodes 527 amino acids. The record is from RefSeq and is a predicted model, not a curated record. The transcript has 5 exons.
AUGAUUUUGACCAAGUAUCAGAGGGCCUUGGGAGCUUACCAAUCAAAGUCUAGUAACCCCUCGCACAUCACAUCAGUUGCCUACAAUGAGACGAACCCAACGGCAAAACCUGAGCCUAAACCCGAAAACGAACUCGGGGCUCAACCGACACCGCCCGUAGUAGCGACGGGCGGCGGAACGGCGAGCGACCCGAAUGAGAUUGGCUGGAAUGACCUGGAUGAUCCGAACAACCCGCGGAACUGGUCCGUACGGAAAAGAGCUUACACAAUUGGUGUUGUUAUGGCAGUCCUUAUGACAACAUCUACAGCCUCUUCUGCUAUUGCUCCGGCGGUGCCUCAGGUACUCGCAGACUUCCAUACAGAUGACACAUUCUCAGGAACACUCAUCGUCUCGAUCGAGCUACUGGCAUUCGGCUUUGGGCCUCUUAUCUUUGCUCCACUCUCCGAAGUCUAUGGCCGCCGCAUUAUCUACUGCCUUGCGAACUUUGGCUUCAGUGUUGUCACCGUUGGCUGCGCCCUGUCGCCCAACCUCCAGUUCCUGAUAGGAUUUCGUUUCCUGCAGGGGCUGGCCGCCUCAUGCGCAACCAGCCACGGUGGGGGUACCAUAGGUGACCUGGUGCCCACCCAUCACCGUGGUGCCGUCACUUCGGUAUAUACGGGGGCGCUCCUGUUUGGCCCUACACUCGGACCCAUAUUCGGGGGCUACCUAGCCGAUGCCCACGGCUGGCGCUGGGUGUUCUGGCUUCUGGUCAUCAUGAACGGGAGUGUUGCCUUGCUGUAUGCCGUCACGUGCCGGGAGACUUAUGCCCCGAUCCUGUUGGCACGAAAGGCAAUUAGGAUCCGAGAAGAAACCGGAAAUCAGGAGCUCUAUGCGCAGGGUCAGCAGAACAAGUUACCGUUAGGUCGGUUGUUAAGAAGGUCUAUUGUCCGCCCAACGAGGAUGCUACUAUUCUCUCCCAUAGUUACAGGGCUGUCUUUGUACAUCGCCACCGUGUAUGGUCUUGUCUAUCUCCUUUUCUCGACCUUUUCGUUCGUUUUCGAUGAUCAAUACCACAUUCCCGAAUCUAAUCGUGGCGUGGUGUACCUUGGCCUCGCCAUUGGGAUGCUCAUCUCGCUCAUAAUAUCGGGGGUUGUCUGCGAUUCGAUAUAUAAGCGCCUUACGAAGAAGCACGGAAAAGAAAAACCAGAAUAUCGUCUGGAGAGUAUGAUCUGGGGUGCGAUAGCAACCCCAGUGGGCUUAUUAAUUUACGGUUGGACGACUCAAUACUUGGUCCACCCGGCAGUCCCUAUCUUCGCUACAGGGUUUGUGGGAUUCGGCGUGACCUUUACCUAUAUACCUAUUCAGGUAUACCUAAUAGAUGCAUACACAAAAUAUUCCGCAAGCGCGACUGCAGCGGCAAGCGUUAUAAGAGCUAUUGCUGGCGCACUCUUGCCUUUGGCGGGCCUUCCCAUGUAUGACAGGCUAGGUCUCGGUUGGGGGAACUCCCUUCUUGCAUUCCUCGCCAUCGGCCUAGCCAUACUACCCCUUUACUUCGUCCGGGUCGGUGAAAGGUGGAGACAAAGGUUCUCGGUAGAAUUUGACUGA